UACUUCCAUUAUAAAGGAUUGAUUGGUAUAUUGAAUCGUUUUCUCAGUUUCGGAUAUCGACUGGCAACGAUAUGUGUCGCAAACGAUUUGGAUUUAAUACUAACAGAAUCGUCAAGCAUCCGCAAAAUGGAAUACAGGAAGGUGAGGCGGACGCCCGCGUCGCCACCGCGUCCAAGCUGGCCUCCGUCGAGGAUGACGCGGGUCCAGAGCGCUCCGCCUCGAUAGCCCUGCAGGAGGCUGAUAACCGCGUCGUCGCCAACCUGGAAGGGACCAGGAGUUCCCUGCACGGCCUGAAGGUCGCACGCAGGCUGAACGCUGCCGCCAUCCGCGUUCGACCUGCGCCCUCCACCUGCGACGCCGAGACGAUUACAGAGGUAUGCAGUGGCGGGGAACUUCCUGAGGUAGAGAUCAUUAGCUUGCUCGAGGAACAGAUACCCAGGUACCGUCUACGGGCCGACACUCUUACGCAGUUUCAAGGCUACGAAAACGCCGACUGGUUCAUCCCGACGCCAGCCCUAAAACUUGAAGACGUUGACCUGAAGUUAUCCCCCGAUCAAAUACGGGAGACGUUGAACUACUUCCUUCUAUGUAGCAACCGGGUGAGCCAAAUGACAAAAACCUAUAAUGAUAUAGAAGCAGUAACCAGGCUUCUGGAGGAGAAAGAGAAAGACUUGGAGUUGACAGCUCGAAUAGGAAAGGAGCUGCUAACACAUAAUCAAAAGCUAGAGAGCAAUGUUACGUCGUUGGAAACAGAGUUAAAAUUAGCCAAUGAGAAAAUAACGCAGCUGAGUCAUGAACUGAUUAAGAAAACCGAACUUGUACAAAUCCUAACAAACGAUGUCGACGACUCUGGGUCGGACAGUGGGACCCCUACGGGUCUUAGGGGUAUUAAUUUGGACAUGAUGCAGCGGAGGAUCAGCGUCCUUGAAGAUGAGAACAAACAGCUGCGCACCGAGUUUACCAACUUGGUGCAUGACGCUGAUGAUUGUGAGGAGAAGGAAGCUCGCCUCGUCAAAGACAUCGCCGCUCAACUAGCAAGCGCAAACAUGGAGGCAGACGGGAUGUUGGACGAGCUGGAUCGCCAGAAGGAGGAGAACAGACUUCAGCACGAACAAAUAGUCAGUCUUAGAGCUAAGCUGUCUGAAACUGAGCUCAAACUUGCUCGGUUAUUAGCCGAACACGAUGAAAUGGGAGCUACGCUAGUCAUUACUAAGGAUAAUCAAAAUAUCCUUGCCAACGAGCUUGCUGAAUUCAAGGACCGAUAUACGGAGGUCGUGAAUUUACUGGCCGAAACGCAGGAACAAUUGCGUAAGCAAAGAAAGAAAGGUAUGCCCAUGGUUCGCGGUGGAUCGCUUUUCCCAUCUCUUGGCGCUGCCCCGCAACCUGACUCUAUAGCUUCCGAGCUUGAGUCCUCGUUGUAUUCCGAAGCCAGUCUUGACUCGGGAAUUAUCAGUGAUAGAACGCCGGCUUACAAAAAAGUAUUUGAAACUGUUCGGAGUGCUUCUCGAGCAUCGUAUGCUGGCAGCAUGGACGCAAGUCAGUUCCCACGUAUUGGCUCCAUGACUACGUCGACUUUGUCCAGCGGCUCUUCUGGCCCUCGCAUGAGCUGCGGUGCUUUAAGGCCUGUAGCUUCCUCGGGAUUCCCCAGCUUGGACUCUACAGGUCACAGCGACAGCGAAGGUUCCCUUCUAACAGACUCAGAAGAAUAUCCCGGUCCACAACAAACUGGAGUACCAGGUGCACCUGGAGCAGCAGAUCUUGAAGCCGCACUGCGUCGCUUAACACCAGCAGAAGUAAUAGCGAGACGUGCGUGCCUGACUACCGGUGCUGGAUACAACUACGACUACGACGCUGGAAUUCAAUCCCCACCUUCAUUCUUGCCAUUCGGAUGUCGAACCCCUGACAGUAUAAUGUCAACUGGAAGCAGCGGUAAUCUUAGUGGCUUCAGUGGUAACAGCGGAAAUGGUUGGCGUCUUCCUGAAAAGUUGCAAAUUGUCAAACCGAUCGAGGGGUCGCAGACGCUGCAUCACUGGACGCAGCUUGCUACUCCAACCCUCGGAGGUCUACUGGAUGAAAGGCCGGGAGUAAAGACGCGCGGAGGUCGAGCGCUGGAAGAUCUUGGCCUAGAGACAUUCACUUUGGCUGAUCUUGAAGAAGACGAAGAGUAUGCGAAUCCUGGAAAGCUAUUCCAGGAUACUGGAUCCAUUUAUACAUUCACAAACAGUACUGUCCUUCAUCCCGACGAUCAUACCAGCGUCACAGCAAGCGUUGUUGGCAGCAGAGUCGCAACGGCUCCAAACAGCGCUCUCAACUCCGGAAUGAAUACCCCAAGAACUAUGAGCCGGCGUAAUUCGACUUCAACUUUUUCUACCACUCUUGGACUCGCCAAGAUGCUGAACGAAAGAGGAAUCAAAGCCGUCACUCCAUCCUGUGUCUCAACUCCCAGUGGAGAACGCAAUUUCACACCAACCGCUACUCCAUGCAAUAGCCCCGACGGUACUCCGCCCCCUUCCAGAUCAAGCUCCCCACCUCCUUACAACAGUCCGUUCAGACUAGGCCUGUUUAGCAGUGGAGCUGAACUACUCAAACGCACUUUUGGCGCUGAGGAACAAGUUCCUGUUCGAAAGUCGAAGCGAUCAAAACCCACGCUUAGUCGCUCGGACAAAAAGGCUUUGACCGGCAUCAGGCUAGUUGAAAAACUUGAACGUAUUGGGAUAGACACUAUAAUGGCGACUACAGCGAGUUCGUCCAUUUCCCCUCUCGCAUUGCAGGGUGCAAUUUACACGAGGCGAUCAAUGGACAGUCCAAUGGCUCAGCUAACGUCACUAAAAACUUCAAUGUCAUCUAGUAUUAGCCAAGAGAAGCUCUCGUCUUCCUCGUCGAGCAGCAGCGGCGACUCUUUAGCGGAAAAGCCUCCGCUGCCACCUGGAAAAAACCGAGGAAGGGAAUCGGAACUUGGUGUCCCUGCUCGUCCUGGAUCAGGUGCUUUGACCAGCAGACUUGGUCAAUUGACUAGUCGCCAACGACGCUCCGGCGCGGGGGCUACACGCCCUGACCUUGGUAAGGUCAAGGCAACGUCGACGCCUCAGAAUGUCAAGGAGUCGGCACCGCAAUCGGCAUUAGGCACUAUUAGCUCCCUCCUUUUCGGAAGGAAGGGAGGACUUCUGUAAUCACGUUAACGACGCUAGACUAAUGGCAACUUUGUAGGUUUUUAAAUAGCAGGAAAGUCAGAGAUAGGAAUCAGAUUUAAUUUCUAAUUUACUGGAAUACUUAACGGGCAUGAACAAUAUCUGUACAAACUGGUCGUCGUUUGUUUUUAUUAUUUUUUUUUCCUCCUAGUUGAUUUAUACAAAACGGUAGAAAAUAUUUGCAUCAUGCUGAUAAAGGUUUCUUCUUUAUCUAAGUAGCAAAUAGUCGACCUGAGACACCCCAGAAGUUUUAAACUCAAGAGGCCACCGAACUGCGGCCAUCACGAAUUAGUUUCAAAUGGUAGAGGAUUAACAAAAUUCCAUUUCGUAGAUCCUAUUUACCGAUAUA
This is a messenger RNA of Diprion similis, 3537 nucleotides long. It is a transcript of the gene milt, whose product is annotated as trafficking kinesin-binding protein milt. The coding region runs from base 72 to 3170 and encodes 1032 amino acids. The record is from RefSeq and is a predicted model, not a curated record. Lineage: Eukaryota; Metazoa; Arthropoda; Insecta; Hymenoptera; Diprionidae. The transcript has 10 exons.